CGUGUCGAAGGUCACGGCGCGCUCACAAUGGAGCUCUCGGAGUCUGUGCAGAGAGGCUUCCAGACGCUUGCGGAUCCCGGCUCCUUCGACUCCAACGCCUUCGCGCUUCUCCUCCGGGCGGCUUUCCAGAGCCUGCUGGACGCCCAGGCGGACGAAGCUGUGCUGGAUCAUCCAGACUUGAAACAUAUUGACCCUGUGGUUUUAAAAUGUUGUCAUGCAGCAGCUGCAACAUAUAUACUGGAGGCAGGAAAGCACCGAGCUGACAAAUCAACUCUAAGCACCUAUCUGGAGGACUGUAAAUUUGACCGAGAGCGAAUAGAACUGUUUUGCACAGAAUACCAGAAUAAUAAGAAUUCCCUGGAAAGCCUACUGGAAAGUAUAGGCAAAUCCCUCCCUCAUAUAACUGACGUUUCUUGGCGCUUGGAAUAUCAAAUAAAGACCAAUCAACUUCAUAAGAUGUACAGACCUGCAUAUUUGGUGACCCUAAAUGUAGAGAACACUGAUUCCCAGUCCUACCCAGAGAUUAGUUUUAGCUGCAACAUGGAACAAUUACAGGACUUAGUAGGGAAACUUAAAGAUGCUUCAAAAAGCCUGGAAAGAGCAACUCAGUUAUAAGUUGGAGAAAUUAACGAUCCCCCGGAGUAGAGGAAAAGCAGAAGAAACACCUUGCGUUUAGUUGAAUCGUUGCUUGUACGAGCUGCAUGCCUUCAUUUUCAAUAGGAAAAAGUUUUCCCCUGAAUUUAUGCCAUUCAUCAAUUUUGACUAAAAAAACCAUAAGGGAGUGCUAUGCAUUUAACUCAUCCUUGAUAUUACCCGUACAUUUCUCUGUAUUUUGAUCUUUUUCAAGCCUUCCGAAAGAAAUAUUACACCCUGAAUAAAUAAGGUGGUGUUCCCAUAAAAACCG
Messenger RNA from Octodon degus (degu), 904 nucleotides. It is a transcript of the gene Commd3, whose product is annotated as COMM domain containing 3. NCBI's taxonomy places the organism in Eukaryota, Metazoa, Chordata, Mammalia, Rodentia, Octodontidae. The record is from RefSeq and is a predicted model, not a curated record. The coding region runs from base 28 to 615 and encodes 195 amino acids. Gene Ontology annotation, biological process: sodium ion transport. The transcript has 8 exons.